Nanorana parkeri is the source of this 2639-nucleotide messenger RNA. It is a transcript of the gene E2F7, whose product is annotated as E2F transcription factor 7. The record is from RefSeq and is a predicted model, not a curated record. Lineage: Eukaryota; Metazoa; Chordata; Amphibia; Anura; Dicroglossidae. Gene Ontology annotation, biological process: regulation of transcription by RNA polymerase II. Gene Ontology annotation, molecular function: DNA-binding transcription factor activity, RNA polymerase II-specific; RNA polymerase II cis-regulatory region sequence-specific DNA binding. Bases 36 to 2639 code for a protein of 867 amino acids. Gene Ontology annotation, cellular component: RNA polymerase II transcription regulator complex. The transcript is spliced from 13 exons.
CUAUCGCCUGGUCCUGACUGCAGUCCAUUCAUCUCAUGGUCCAAGACAGAGACAUGGAGAUCGCCAGCUGCCUGACACUCAAAGAUCUGGCCAGCACUAAGAAAAGUAAAGGAGACCUAGAGAAAGAUGGCAGGAGCGCGCACAAGGAGAAUAUGUAUGACAGAUUCCGAAUAAGUCCAAGAAUACCACUGAAAGGAGAGCCCAUUGAUCUGUCAAAACAAAAGGGUCUCACCCCAGAGAAAUUUCCCAUCACCCCUGUGAAAGCAGUGGACCGACCUCUUGCAGACCCAUGGACACCCACCGCCAACCUAAAGAUGCUUAUUAGUGUUGCCAGUCCAGAAAUCCGAGAUCGGGAAAAGAAGAAAGAACUCUUCCGCCCAAUAGAAAACAAUGAGCCAGAGGACAUUGAGCCCGAUGCCCAACAGUUUGAGGCAACAGAUGACAUGGAUGAUUUGGAGAAGAGACCAAGUAGAAAACAAAAGAGUCUGGGGCUUCUGUGUCAAAAGUUUUUGGCUCGAUAUCCAAGCUACCCUCUUUCCACGGAGAAAGCUACCAUCUCUUUGGAUGAAGCUGCUUCAAGCCUUGGAGUGGAGCGGAGACGGAUCUAUGACAUAGUAAACGUCUUGGAGUCCCUGCACUUGGUGAGCCGUGUGGCAAAGAACCAAUACUGCUGGCAUGGACAGCACAACUUAAAAGACACCUUAAAAAACCUGCAGCGGGAGGGGGAAAGGCAGAAUUACAGCGCCCAAAUUGCCACGUUCCAGCACAAGGAUUUCGCAAUGGAGCCGAAGAAACACUGUUCCUUGAUAAACCAGGGCUCGCCUUCAUUGCAUUUGUCUGAGGUGGACUACCCAUCUGCAUCAGCCAGCAGUCGCAAGGAUAAAUCACUGAGGAUCAUGAGCCAGAAGUUUGUCAUGCUUUUCCUUGUAUCAACCACCAAGAUUAUCACUCUUGAGAUCGCAGCCAAAAUCCUCAUUGAGGAGAGUCAAGAUGUUUCUGAUCACAGCAAAUUUAAAACCAAGGUACGACGUCUUUAUGACAUAGCUAAUGUCCUGACUAGUCUUGGGCUAAUUAAGAAAGUCCAUGUAACAGAAGAGCGUGGAAGAAAGCCUGCAUUCAAGUGGAUUGGUCCUACUGAUUUCAAAAUGGAAGGUGACCAGAAGAUGGAAGCCACUACUACUACUCCGUUACCAGAUUCUACAAGAGAAGGUUGUAUUGCCACAAGUGAUGGCAGCAAGCAGAGACUGCUACGUCAUUCAUCGUUUAACCACAUUCAGGCUAUCAAUACUGUGAAAAGGAAGGUCUGCUCUGAGCCCUGUAGCCCCCACAAGUCUAAAAAAGUUUCUGUGGAGGGCACCGAUACUUAUUCAUCAAAGAUGGCACAUUUAGCUGCUAUCUGCAGACAGAAGAUUGAAGAAGACUGCAAGAACCAGAUGGUUACUACAGAUAAACUGUCCAAUGGGAACCUUGGUCCUUUGCCAUUCUCAGUUGUUGUCCCUGUACCUGUGGGUUCUGAGUAUUGUGUUAGGCACCGUGUUGAUCAGGAGAGCUCUGUUCCUCAGAAUGAUAUGAGUACACUAAAGUUUAUAACCCCCUCUAACUUGGACCACAGUAGUCAUGGAUUUCCACCUAACCAGCCAUACAUGUAUGUUCCGUCCACAUCUGUCUUAAUGUUCUGUGGCAAUCCUCCUGGGGAGAAAGGUUUGGAUACACAUCGCAGAGAAGACCGUACGUCUCCAACUUCAGAUCUAAGCAGCAUGCCUGAAAGCAGCCAACCAGCCAAGAGACAAAUGACCAGCAGUAGUGAUGAUGCCCCCCUUUCUUUGGUUGUACCAAAGAACAUCUGGACACCUGAGACACCUUUUUAUGAUACCAGUAUUCAGCAUAAAUCACCAGAGUGUUAUGAAGAGGGAAAACAUUUAGACUCCACUCAUGCUGUACAGAAGGUGUUCCAGCCAAAUGGCAUUCAACAUGGCUUAAAUACCAAAGAUGAGACCCUGCAAGCAAGUCUUAACCCAACUGCACCACCACAGUAUUUUUAUCUUCCCUCAACAGCUGGUAAGUUAUUUUCGUGUGUGUUAUUUUUUUUUUUGAUUUUUUUUUUUCAUUCUAUGGGCCUUCCUCAGAGUCAGCUGCCACAGGUCAAUGUUCCCUAUGUGAUGGUGCCAUCUACAGCUCUUGCUGCAUUCCCAUUCAUCUGCUCUCCUGCCAACCCACUCUCUGCUGUCUCUAGUGGGCCUGCUACUAAUCCUGGUGGUAUGAAUUACAGCCUACCUGGCAUGGCUUCUCCUUCACAUAUCAUGUUUGGUGCACCACCAGUAGGAUCUCCUCCACUAUGUGAAACUUCCCUAGAAUCACCAUCAGCUCUUCCUCCAGUGUGUGUGAGUCCAGUGCCUGGAAAACUCGCCUGUUCUACAGCUGCAGACUCCCCUGUGUGUGUUGUCCAGCCUGUGCCUAUCAAACCACACCAGUCGCCAUUAACUCCAAAGAGUAUACGUCCAGUUCACAAAGACACGUUCUUUAAGACGCCUGGCAGUUUGGGAGUGCCUUCAACUCUUCAGAAGAACGAGAGGUCUCAAGCCAGGAACUCAAGCUCUGCCCAGAGGAGACUAGACAUCUGCUGUAGCUCAGAUGAUUGA